AUGGGCUCCAUCGCACUCCCUUCCGUUGAGGAACUUCACCUCAAAGACACAUCUUUCGACAUACCUACGGCUCCAUACCCCAAAGUCAGCAAUUUACCUCUACCCACUUCAUCCGAAGAAAUACAAGGCAUAGUAGAGCAAUCCAUCACAGCACUUAACUCUACAUUUCAAUCUCGCGACUAUGCAGCCUUUCACAACCUCAUGGCCAAAACCUCUUACUGGCGCGACCAUCUCGGCUUCUCACCCACAAGAUUCUCAACACUAUACGGUGCAGACCAAGUCAUCUCUUUGAUAAACUCGGAAGGAAAAGCAAACGGAAACAAAUCCAACAUCACAUCCAUCUCCUUAACCAGUGCACCUGAACUCACCAAUCUCGAUCCAAGAGGAACAGUAAAAUGUAUCUUCUCAACCCUCUCCUUCACCACUACUCACGGAAUAGGUAAAGGUAUCGCCCGCUGGAUCAUCGACGUCGAAAGCCACAACCAAUGGCGCGUCUACACACUCUUCACCACCCUCACAGACCUCACCCAAACUCCCUUCCACACCGGCUUGUCCCGCCCCGAAAACGCAAAACCAGAGUCUGCACCUGAAGAAUUGAAUUGGUACGAAUGGCGAGAACGACAGCGUGAGUUUCUGGACGGGGAGGAUGACCAACCGACAGUGUUGAUUGUUGGAGCGGGGCAUAGUGGCUUGAUGACCGCGGCGAGACUGAAGAUGCUGGGUAUAAGGAGUUUGGUGGUUGAUAAGGGGGAGAGGACCGGUGAUUGUUGGAGGAAGAGGUAUCAUGAUUUGGUGAUGCAUGAUCCGUGUUGGAUGAAUGCGCUGCCGUACUUGAAGUAUCCUCCUUCGUGGCCGAUUUUGACGCCUAAAGAUAAAAUGGCGGAUUUCAUGGCGUAUUAUGAGACGGCACUGGAUUUGAAUGUUUGGAAUAGCACGCAAGUUGCGGAGUCGAGGUGGGAUCAGGUGAAAAAGCAGUGGACUGUAGUAUUAGAGCGAAACAAAGAUGGCAGGAUUUCGAGAAGAACAUUCUAUCCCCACCACAUAGUCCAAGCAACUGGUCUUAACGGUGAACCACAAAUUCCUUCCAUCCCAGGCAUGUCAACCUUCACAGGCACAACCCUCCACUCCAGUCAGUUCAACAACGCUUCCACCUUCGCCCACAAAAGAGUAAUCGUCAUUGGAUCCGGCACCUCCGGCCACGACAUAGCCCAAGGCCUCCACCGCCACGGCGCCUCCAUAACAAUCGUCCAACGCUCCCCCACAUUCGUACUCUCCCUCUCCUCCGUCCACAAGAUGGUUCGCAAAUCCUACAACGAAACCACCGACGUCGACGACGCAGACAUGAAAUUCUUCUCCCUCCCAACUGCACUGUUCAAACAUGUCGGAUCCGACGCCUCGUCUCUCCUGGCUCCGCUGAAUCAAGACUUGUGGGAUGGGUUGGAGAAGGUUGGAUUCAAGACGAUAUCUAGGCCGCAGGAAGAGGAACUGCCGAGUCUGCUCUCACUCACUAUCCAGCGCGCGGGGGGGUUUUACAUCGAUGUCGGCUGCUCGCCACUUAUUUCCUCUGGCGCUAUUCGCGUCAAAUCCUCACCUUCAAUCAGCCAUUUUACGCCUUCGGGGAUAGUAUUUCCGGACGGCGAGGAGGUCGAAGCUGAUGUUGUGGUUUUCGCGACGGGGUAUUCGAAUGGGAGGGUGAGGACUAGGAAGAUCUUUGGGGAUGAGGUUGCGGAUGCGAUUGAGCCUGUUUGGGGAUAUGAUGAGGAGGGAGAGGUGCGAGGGGUUUGGAAGAGGAGUGGACAAGAGGGGUUUUGGGUUGCGGCGGGGAGCUUUUUUGUGAGCAGGUAUUUCAGUAGGUUGCUUGCGUUGCAGAUUAAGAUGGUUGAGGAGGGCUUGGUUGGGUUGUGA
Messenger RNA from Cadophora gregata, 1905 nucleotides. RefSeq lists its product as uncharacterized. The record is from RefSeq and is a predicted model, not a curated record. Bases 1 to 1905 code for a protein of 634 amino acids. NCBI's taxonomy places the organism in Eukaryota, Fungi, Ascomycota, Leotiomycetes, Helotiales, Ploettnerulaceae. Gene Ontology annotation, molecular function: flavin adenine dinucleotide binding; monooxygenase activity. The transcript is spliced from 3 exons.